GGAUUUGGGUUCAAUUCUAUCAAUAAGAAAAAUGAAAAACAGAAGCUAUGCUCUUGCACUGCUUAUGCCGCUUCUAACCUCAGCAGCAAUGUCAGUGGAUGCCUGAUCUGGACAUCGGACCUCUACGAUCUCACGCUAUACGACAACGAAGAUCCAGGACAGGAUCUCUAUGUUCGACAAGUAGAAUCAAGACCUUUGAACAAAGGAUUAUCGACCAAUUCUCUCCUCCGGAGAGCAUCAGCAUUGAUCAUUGUUUCAGUAAUACUUGUGGCUUUUCUCCUUUCACUUUUGUCGUGCUGGAUUUGGAGAAGAAAGAAGAGAAGUCUGUAUUGUGAUGAGGAAGAGACUGAAGGAAAGGACUUGGAUUUGCCGUUAUUUGAUUUGAACAUGAUUGCUGAAGCGACUAACAACUUCUCGGUGAACAAUAAGCUUGACCAAGGGGGGUUUGGGCCUGUAUAUAAGGGGAGGCUGGUUGAAGGACAAGAAAUAGCUGUGAAAAGGCUAUCCAAAACAUCAUCGCAAGGCGUCGACGAGUUUAAGAAUGAGGUCAUGCUAAUUGCUAAGUUGCAACAUCGAAAUCUCGUUCGACUUCUUGGUUGUUGCAUUCAAGGAGGAGAAAGGAUCUUGGUCUAUGAGUACAUGCCCAAUGGAAGCUUGGAUGCUUUUCUAUUUGAUGAAGCUAAAAGGGCAUUGUUGGAUUGGAAAAAGUGUCGAAACAUUAUACUUGGGAUUGCUCGAGGACUUCUUUACCUUCAUCAAGAUUCUAGACUUAAAAUUAUUCAUAGAGACCUAAAAGCUAGUAAUGUUCUUCUUGAUAAAGAAAUGAUGCCCAAAAUAUCAGAUUUUGGUAUGGCGAGGAUUUUUGGAGCUAAUAUUUGUAAAUAUCUGAAGAGUUGAACUUCGCAAUAAAUUAGAUGUGACGUGAAUUGUAGUACUUGGUGCAUCAAGUGGUGUAUAAGUUAUUUGACAUAUUAC
This is a messenger RNA of Zingiber officinale, 975 nucleotides long. Its product is annotated as G-type lectin S-receptor-like serine/threonine-protein kinase B120. Lineage: Eukaryota; Viridiplantae; Streptophyta; Magnoliopsida; Zingiberales; Zingiberaceae. Gene Ontology annotation, molecular function: ATP binding; protein kinase activity. The transcript is spliced from 5 exons. The coding region runs from base 388 to 897 and encodes 169 amino acids. Gene Ontology annotation, biological process: protein phosphorylation. The record is from RefSeq and is a predicted model, not a curated record.